Molecule: messenger RNA, 7393 nt
Organism: Lethenteron reissneri (Far Eastern brook lamprey)
Lineage: Eukaryota; Metazoa; Chordata; Hyperoartia; Petromyzontiformes; Petromyzontidae
Gene: VCPIP1
Product: valosin containing protein interacting protein 1
Biological process (GO): protein K11-linked deubiquitination; Golgi reassembly; protein K48-linked deubiquitination
Molecular function (GO): cysteine-type deubiquitinase activity
Source: RefSeq, a predicted model, not a curated record
CCGACGCCGCCGCCGCUGCUUCUUGUUACCGCUGCCUCCUCACGACUGAACCGCGGGAACAACAACAACAAUAACAACAACAACAACAGCAGCAGCCCCCACAGAGAGCCAUGCUGCCCGGCAGCAAGAAGGCCAAGGACGGGCCCAGGCUGCUGUCCGCGAGCUGCCCGGACGAGCGCUGCGGUGCCCGCCUGCUGCUGCCCGCGGCAGGAGGCACAGCGCAGUGCUCCGCCUGCGGCCGCAGCUUCGAGGUGGAGGCCGCCCGGGGCCCCGCGGGCCUCUCCCGCGAGCAGGUCACCCUUCAGAACCUCCUCCGCAACUUCCUGCUGACGGGCGGCAGCGGCACGGGCGGACUGGGCGGCAGGAAGCCCAUCGCCCCGCUCGCCCGCGUCGACGGCCUCUGCAACUACCAGUGCAAGCUGCUGUCGCCCAUCCUGACGGUGCACGGCAUGGACCGCGCGACGGGGCGCGCGCGCCUGCUCAGCGACAUGGGCCAGGGCAGCACGUUCGACUGCGCCGUGCUCGGCGACCGCGGCUUCCGGAUCGAGGCGGAGAACCUGGCCGUGGAGGGAUACGGCAGGGACCGCUCCGGCAGCAUGGUGUACCUACGUGAGACUCUUCGUUUGAUCGCUGUUGCUAACGGGGACGAGGAGCGGCUGGUGCCCAUCCACGCGGAGAUGGACGGACACUGCCUGGUGCACGCAGUGUCACGUGCACUCGUCGGCUGGGAGCUCUUCUGGCACGCGCUCCGGCAGAACCUCAAGGCGCACUUCAGGGACAACCUGGAGCGCUACAAGGAGCUGUUCCGCGAGUUUGUGGACAUGUGCGAGUGGCAGGACAUCGUGAGCGAGUGCGACCCGGCGUUUGUUCCGCCCGAGGGAGUGCCUCUGGGCCUGCGCAAUAUCCAUAUUUUUGGACUCGCAAACGUGUUGCGACGGCCGAUACUUCUGCUCGACUCCUGGGAGGGCAUGCAGAGCCCCGGGGACUACUCUGCCACCUUCCUGCCCGGCCUCGUCGAAGAGCGGCUGUGCCGUGGCCACGACGGCCGGCUGAACGAGCCGCUGUGCGUGGCGUGGAGCAGCGCCGACCGCAACCACUACAUCCCGCUCGUGGGCGUGCUGGGCCGCCCGCCGCCCCGCCUGCCGGGCCUCGUCGUGCCCAAGGCGUGGGGCGUGCCGCAGGCCCUGCUGCGCCGCUACGUCGACUUCGACGAGGACGGCUCGUGCACCGUGGGCGGCAGCCGCCCUCUCCGGGGUCGCUACGUGCGUCGCCUCGUCGCCGCCAUGGAGGAGGUGUACGCCAAGCGGCACGGAGGCCUCUGCCCGUCGCUCGUGGCCGACGCACGCCACUACGUGUACCGGCGGCCCGACGAGGCGGACGUGGCAGGAGCGACGGCGCUGGCGCUGCGCGAGCGCCGCCUCUACCGUUGCCUGUCGUGCGAGGCGCUGCUGGAGUUCGACGUCCCCGCGGAGUGGCUGGCGCCCGGCGGGCGGCUGUACGAGCUGGCGCGACGCUCGCACGGGCUGCUGCGCACCGACCGCUCCUACAGCUUUCCGCAUUUCGGCGUCGUGUGCUCGUACGUGGACGGGGAGGGGGAGGGCGGCGGCUGCCUGGAAGCCGACUACGGCGAGAGCGAGCUGCCGCGCUGCGCCUGGUGCGGGGCCAGUGCCGUGCGCAAGGUGGUGUCGGGCGACGGUGCGGUGCUCUACAAGAACGGCGACCGCACGCGGACGACUUCCGGGGGCGGCACCGGCAGCGUGGGCCGCUGCGACUGCGGCUUCAAACACUUCUGGGACGGCGGCGAGUACGACAGGCUGCCUGAGGAGCUGCCCGUGACUCUGGAGUGGGGCGGAAGCACGGUGCACGAGAUCGUCUACUGGUUCCAGCAUGAGAGUGACGCGUCGCUGAACAGCAACGCCUACGCGGAGGCGACCAAGCUCGUGGCCAAGCACUUUCCCGGCGAGUUCGGCAGCGAGCUGCUCGUGCAGAAGGUUGUCAAUGCCAUCCUGCGGCAGACCGCCAAGAGGAACGCUGACGGGCAGCGGCGGCAGCCCGUGUCGCUGAGCGAUGGUGGUGGUCAACGCAGCUGCGGGGCGGUGGGCGAUGUCGGAGUGGAACGGACUGAGGAUGGGCAGCCCGAGGAGGGCAGCAUGGCCGUCAGCUGCGAGAGCCCUAGAGUGCAAGCGGAUGCGGAGCAAGCACCGCCAUCCAAGAUCAUCCUGACGGGGCCUAAGGGGCGGACGCUGCACCGGGAGGAGCUGACGAUGAGCCAAGCGGAGCAGGACGUGGCCAGGAGGAUAUCGGACAAGGCUCCCUCCGCUCAGCGCAAAGCUACUGACCGUAUCAAGCAGCAGCAGCAACAGCAGCAACAGCAGCAGAAUCAUCAGCAGCAAAAAGGCAAGGAGAUUAAGGAGCCAUUGCCCACGGAGGUCACGACCACGGCGGCGCUGGACGAAGCUCCUCAUGGCGGUGCGAGUUCCGGAAAGACGGCGGUCCGCCCGGAACCGGAGAAGAAAAUCCGGGCGGCCACGGCGGACGGGAGACAAGCGACGCUCACGCUGCUUCCCAGCACCACGUUCGCCGAGCUGCGCGCCAGCGUGGAGCGGGAGUUCGGCAUCCCCGUGACGGAGCAGCGCAUCCGAUUCGGUUUCCCGCCCCGCGAGCUGAGCGCGCCGGCUCCGGGCGACGAGGACAGGCCGCUGCCGCUGCAGCACGGCGAACGCAUCUCCGUGGAGUCCCUCGCGCCGGCGGGAGACUCGCAGGGCCCCCGGGGCGGCCCCGUCGGGCAGCCCGAGCGGCGCGACCUCACCGCGGGCGGGGGCCCCGCUCGUCCGCCCUCGCCGGCCGGCAGGGCCAGGCCGGCUGCGUCGGCCGAUGAGCUCGACGAUCAGGAAAACAUCGACCUGGAAAUGUCGUCGUUGCACCUCCUCGUCACCCUCACCGGGCAGGACAUGUGGUCGUACGUGAAGAAGAUGCCUUACCUCUUUCAGCAAGGAGGGGUUUUCUACAAGAAAGUGCGGAAUGACAUUGGGCUGGUCGAUGGCAAGCACGUGACGCUGCCGGAGCUGCCGGGGCGGACCCUCGUGUACAACGGCGACGCCGACCGCCUGGAGCUAUGCCUGGAGCCCGGCGGCCACUUCCCCGUGGGGCCCGAGCUGGAUCGUGACGUCGCGGCCGCCCUGGAGACUCGAGCGCGCCACGACCGCACGCCCACGUGGAGCAGGAGUCGCGAGGGUAGCCCUUCGCAUCACGGAGGACAGGGCGGCGGGAGUAGCGGCGGCGGCGGCAUGAAGCUUGGCAGCGGCGGAGCCAUCGUUCGCCGCUCAGAGCAGCAGCACAACGUGCAUGCGUUCCACGGCAAGGGGCACAGCCUGGUGUCGGGACCGGCGCAUUCUCCCCCAGAGCGGUCGGGCACGAUGCACCAAGCGUCCGGCGCGUCGUCGCCCAGAGCGACCGGCAGUGGGGGGGGCCCCUCAUCCUCGUCAUCGUCACCCGCGCGAGCCCCAAGGGAGUCGGAGGGGCGCGCGGUCCGGGUCGGCCCAGGGUUCACAACGCACCACACCGACGCGACCUCACAAGCGGACGGUAGCGCCACGACCGGCAGCUCCAUCUCCCAGGCCGCCAUCGGGGAGCAGCGACAGCGCCUGCUCGAGAUGGUCUCCGCGAUCCAGGCGUCGGUAGAGAAGCACAUGAUGAACAGGGACGAGCAAAUUCCACCGGGCUCUCGGCGGUCACCCUCUCCUCAUUCUCCGGCCCAGGCUAGCGUGACCGGCGCUCCCCUCGGCAACAGCAGCGGCGGCGGUGGCGGCACGAGCGUGCGGCAGGAGCGCACGGAGCGAAAAUCGGGAAACCUCGCCCAGCCGGAAGUUCUCAACAAACUGUCGGAGCCUUUGGGAAAAGCAGCCACUCAAGUUGGUGAAGAUGAGGACGACCACGACGAUAACGACGACGAAGUUACUGAGGUUGAAAGCGAUGGUAAAGGUUGCAGCGACGGGCGAGACGGCGAAAGUUCGCUCGCCGGCGUGGCGGUGGAGACUCCGAUGGAGGUGAUGGACCCUCACCCGGCGGUGGCGGUGGCAGAGGAGGAGGAGGAGGUGGUGACAAGACCCAGGCAGACAGAUCGGAAGAUGGAGGCGGAUGAGGAACCGGAAGAGAUGGAGAGCCAGGAAGCAGGCAGUGCCGCUGUGCCAACGCACAUGGAAUUCACGUAAAAACGGAACACAAGCGAGCGACACGCAUUAUAUAUCUCUCUACUAUACAUAUGCUAUAUAUAUGGAAAACAAAAUUACAGCGCACGAGUGUGUGAGGUGGCUGUUGUGUUGGAUGCUGUUAACAAGCGUGUAUAGUGCAGUGAGUGCCUUCUGCAUGACUUUAAUCUUCCCGAGAAUCUUGAGGAUCAGAACCUUGCAGCUGGAUAGCCAUAGACUUCGAUGCAUUUUCAUAAUUUCCGAACGAGGCUUAAAUACCAAGACGAGACUAGACCCGUCGCUGCUUGACUGACCGCUUCACUACCAUUAAAUCUCAUUUAAAUUUUGUAAAUUAAGUGUUAUUUUGGUUUACAUAAAUAAACUUGUAUUUUUUUUUUUCAUUACGUUUCUUUUUCCCCGAUUGGUUUACUUUUGAAUCACUAACUUAUUUUGAGCUCUAUCGUCCGAUUUAGGAACUUGCACGGAGAAGUUGCUAUUCGUUACGUUCCCGGCACUGCAGUGUGUUGGCGUGUCUCGUCAUUUGGUGAGUUACAGGGUAUGUGCGAUUAUCCCCCCCCCACCCUCCCAUGCCUCCUCCCCAAUCCUUCCCCCCAUUCCUGCGCUUUGAAUGCAAACGUUGCGGAUGUUGCACAUUAUUUAAACGAUCCUAAGUGCGCACUUUCACCCAAGCUUGCGUUGUGGUGCUCCGGACACUGUGCGCGAUCUCUCCCGACAUUGUUUUCUGCCGAUUGCUUCACGUUUGUGGCCACGCGGGUUCUCACAUGAUGCAAGUUUGAACAGCCUCGGCCAGCUUUCACGACGCAGGUUCUGGGAUGAGACGUUGCAAUCGGAAGGUUACCCGUGAAUUCAUCAUCAUAGCCAUCGACCUUUAUAAAUGGCACCUUGGUAACGUGUUGGAAUUGAAUUGCACACGCACGCUGAUGCUAUUCACUAAAUCCGUUUUUUUUUGCCAAAUCGCGAAGUUUCUUCUCGUCUUCCAUUUACAGUGCUGAGCUUGGUGGUGGAAAUUACACAUCCCUAUGUCAGGGGCAAGUCUAUCCAUAGGUCAACCACUCCGGAUUUACCCUCCACAUUUAGAAACAUGCCUUUAGAAUAAUUGGCUGCUAUAAAUUUCCACGUGAUGAGCCACUUCGUUGAGCUAUCAUUUGUGGCCAGGUCACGUCUGAAAAAGCUUUCUAGCUCAGUGGGCUUCACCUCGACAAAACAAUGUUGUUUUUACUGUUGACUUCAUCACUAAGUGCAUAGCUAUUGUUUUGAUCCUGGGAGGACGAUGGGCUGAGCCAACUGCUCACUAAGAUUUGAACUCACAACCUUCCGAUUGCAAGCCACUCGUAUUUCCGCAUGGCCAUCUGGCCAACUUCACUGAGCAAAUUUGGUAACCAAAACCAUUUUCAAUAUUAGUUGUACGUUGGCUGAGAGAAGUAAUAGCUUCCACCCUUGUGGCAUGCCUCGUAAUCAUGGUCCAAUUUGGACCUGCCAAAAGAAAAUCUGCUUGCGUUAAACUGGCUUGGCCGUGCGAACCCCAAAAAUGCCAAAAUGUGUUGGUGUGCGACUUAUUCUAACGAGUGUAAUAAAGCGGACCUAAAUGGAAUAGCAUAUAAUAAAAUUGAAUAACUGUAAUUGCAUACUUCUAGCACUUAAUAUUGCUGUUAAGGUGUUUUUGCUAUUUACACUGAGUCAUGCUCAUCUGGGACAAGCGACUUCCACCUAGCCACAUGACAAACCGGUGCAAUGCAUAGUCAUGUGCUUUUUUUUUCCACAUACGGGCUCUGGGAUUUUUAUUUUUGUGGACGUGCGACUUCCUGUCGAACUUACCUUUUUUAAACGCUAAAAUAAUUCCCCAGACACUUUCCCCAUUGUCAUUAACGAGUAAAUGUUUAAGGCUCAAGUAUUUGUAGCUUCCGGAAACAUUUUGGUGUCUUAAGUUCAGAACAUUAUAUUAAAUACUUCCCAAACAGUUUAUUGCGUGACUUCUGUGCCCAUAAAAAAAACAACACUCAAUGAAAUGGGGGAUAAGCACCAAGCAGUGAAAUAAUAACGAUUGAGUUAUGAAAUAUUAGCAUGGUAAGACACAUGUCCAUCGUGAAACAAAAGCAACGUUUUGCAAUUGAUGCAGGGUCGAUGUGGCUAACUGUGAUUGCUGCUUGUCUGAGAGUAGAUUUAAGCCGGUGUUGGUACGUGAAAAUGAAGGCCAUCAGUCUCGCCAACAUUUCAGGCACUCAUUUUCAAGGCACCUCCCAAAAGAUUUCCUCAUUUGUGUCAUUAAAAAAGUCCCAUUUUCCCCCCUGGUCCACCCAUGACAACACUUUUCACGUCUUCCAACCUUUUUGUGCGCCAGAUUUUGCAAAGGUACCUUUAAUUUUGGUCGACCUGAUGAGACACAUUUGCAUGAACCGCAGGAAAAUUUUCUUUUCUCGUGAACUGGAGUGGCUGAUCGCAAAUCCAAGUGCCACCCAAGUGUUUAUUUUUUGGUGCCUUCCAGAAGAGGGAGCCAUUCAUAAGGAUAAACCUGGAGGAUUUUUUCAUUUCGCUGCCACAUAGGCAAAAGUGACAAAGUUGUUCAUGGCACAGCGUGGCAGAUUUUUUUUAAAAGAGUGUACGGGACCGGUGGCAUCGCGCGCACGCUGACUUGUGGAAUACGAUCGCUGGCACGAACUCGGCUUAAAUAGAGUCGUGGGUGGUGGACACAUUCAGUCUUCUGUGACAUUAAAACUAAAAAAACAAUGCUCACGGAUGCGACGAUGCUUUACUCCUUGCUGGCUCCUUGUGCGCUCCUUGUGUGUGAUUUCAAAAGGCAUGGUGUUUUCACAGCUACGCUUGUGCUUUGUCGGUGAUUCUCCAAUGUACUGUAUCUCACUGUACUGUAUAUGCAAUAAGAGGGUACAUUUACCCCUUACUAAAAUCUGAAACGUUUGCGUGGGAGAGUGCUGAAAUUACUUUGCCUGGCGAGGAAAUGUAAAAAAUGCAGUGAUAUAACAUUGUCUGUAAAAGUGAUCAUUUAUUUGCAAAAUGCACUGGGUUAUUAAUUUGAAACGAUCAGAAUACACACUGGUUUAUCGGUGCCCGCAAGCAGCAUUUGGCUGUAUGACCAGAUUGGUUCUAUGUGAGAUGCAUGUUGUAACUUUCUCCGUUUGUCCACAGAAUCUGUUUUACUAAGUGUGUACAUAAAUUAUGCCCUGCCAAGA